Molecule: messenger RNA, 498 nt
Organism: Loa loa (African eye worm)
Lineage: Eukaryota; Metazoa; Nematoda; Chromadorea; Rhabditida; Onchocercidae
Exons: 4
Coding region: 1-498 (165 amino acids)
Source: RefSeq, a predicted model, not a curated record
AUGACAGAUACUGUAAGCCUUGAUGGCCUAGUACAAGGGGUAAAAAUGGAAAAUAAAACAACUGAGAAAAGGAAAGGGUGGAAAGAACCGUCCGGUGAAUUACCGUCCUUUGCUCGACCGGAUAAGAGUGAUGGUAGCAAAGGGAAAUAUUGCAUGAUUCCUUGGCUGGAUCAGUCUCGAAGGCCGUGUCUUGUUCAUUCCAUUUUUUUGCACUUAUCGAUCAGAGAUAAACAUGAGGUCAGCAUGAACAAUAGAAAAAUAACAGGCUUGCUAAUUAAUAGCAAUACCACUACAAGAUCAGGUUACUUUAAAUGUGGUAAAAAGCCGAAUUCAGGUUACUUUAAAUGUGGUGAAAAGCCGAAUUCAGGUUACUUUAAAUGUGGUGAAAAGCCGAAUUCAGGUUACUCUAAAUUUGCGGUAAAGCCAGGAAUUUCCGGUUACAAAUGGACAAAAGUGACCCAAAAUGGAUUACUUCUUGGGUCAUUUUUGUCCAUUUAA